Psylliodes chrysocephalus is the source of this 1617-nucleotide messenger RNA. NCBI's taxonomy places the organism in Eukaryota, Metazoa, Arthropoda, Insecta, Coleoptera, Chrysomelidae. The record is from the annotation of a GenBank genome assembly.
AUGCCAGUGGAAUUCGAUGAUAUUGCUAUUUCCGAUGAAGUAGUAUUGUUGGAUGACGGAGCUGGUGGUUCAUUUUUAGUAAAUGACAAUACGACAAUAGCAACAACAGAAAGCACUGAAACUGUAGGAAUGACAAACGAUUUAAACAUACAAAACAAAGGAACUGAUGAAUCAGUAUUAAAUCAAAAUGAUAUCAAAAUCAAAGACGAUAGGUUAAUGGAACAUAACGAAGGCAGACAUUCGCAGGAAGCCUUUAGAGUAAAGGAAGUGUGUCAAAUCAGAACCAAAGAAAUAUCUGAGAUAAGUGAUAAUGUGAUAUUAGAUAAUAGCGAUAAACUUGUAAAGACUGAAGAACAUGCUAAAGAUAACAAUUCCGUUGUGACGCAAAAGACUGACGAAUCACUAAACACUAAAGUUGACAACAAAUUAGAUAGUGGCAUAAAAGAAAACUCGAAAGAAAACAUUGAAGUAAAGAAUACGAAAACUAAUAUCUUAACUGAUGUUUGCAUAAAUCUUUUUUUAUGGGACAAACACUUGACAAUGAACGAUUACAAUAAAACAGCAACCGACGCACAGAAAAUUACAAAAACAUAUAUGCCAUAUGCAGUAACAAGCAAAACAUUUAAAGAAUAUUGUAAGCAAAAAGAAGAGACUAAGAAACAAAAUGCCCAGGAAGUGGACAAUCAAAAACUACAAAGAACUUUAAACAAACUUAAAAAAAAAUUAAAAAAGACUAAUAAAACAAAUAAAAAGGAAAAAGUAUCAACGAAAGAAAACAAUAAUAUUUUUAGUAGAAGAAAGCGGACCAAAACUAUUAGUAAAACUAAGAAGAAUAAGGCAGUGAUUGGUAAAAGAGAUAAAAAAUAUUUUAACGGUGAUGAAUUACCUCUAGCAAACCCGCAAGAUAAAUAUAACGUUGGUGAUUGUCAUUGGUGCUCUUUUACCCCCAACAGAGUAAGUGAAACCAGUGCCCUCGAUUCAGAUCAACUUCAUAAUAUACCAACCGCAAGUUGCUCCACUACUGCCCAGAUAGAAGCAGAAUCGAAUACAGAUGUUAGUUUUGAAAAAUUGCUUCUUGCGACUAUGAAAAAUCACACUUCUUAUGAGAAAGUAAAGAAAAAGCGGCUACAAACAGCCAAGAAGAAAAAUGAAAAAAAAUCUAAAAUUGACAGUUCGGAUGAUGAAGAAAAUGCGGACAACUUCAGUCUACACUCAUCUUCGAAAGAGGCAUCUUUAUCUACACUUUUAAGAAAAGAAGUAGAAGAACGCCAAGAGGAAGAAGAAGAAGAAGCCUUUAAACCUCUAGGCGAUUGGGCAAUUGUUAAAUUCUGUACAAAAAAGUCAGUAAAAUAUUUUAUGGGUAAUAUUUUGUCAUUUAAUGAUUAUGGAGAAGCUGUUGUUAGUUAUGUUAGGAAAGCGUCAGACCAUGCAGGCAUAACGACUUUCCAUUUCUUAUCUCAAAAAGACAUUGUACAUGUUAUUUUCCAUUUCCUAUCUCAAGAAGACAUCACAGAUGUUAUGGAAGAUGACAUAAUCUCCAUUUUGCCGAAACCAACCAUUCGACGCAGGGGAGAAGUGAUUUUUUCAGUAGGAUUUUCUCAGUAUAACAUACAGUAG